GAAGCGGGCGGCGGAGCUGGGGGCCGGGAGCCGGGCAGGAUGGACAAGCUCAAGCGGGUUCUGAACGGGCAGGACGCGGAGGAGCAGGGCGGCCUAGGCGAGAUAGUUGAUACAACUUCAUUAAGCUGGGGCACGAGAGUGAAAGGCUUCAUCGCUUGUUUUGCCCUAGGAGUUCUGUGCUCUGUCCUGGGUACUUGCCUGCUAUGGGUGCCAAGGAGAGGACUAGUUCUCUUUGCAGUAUUUUACACUCUGGGGAAUAUUGCAUCCCUUGGAAGCACUUUUUUCCUUAUGGGACCUAUGAGACAAUUGAAAAGAAUGUUUGAGCCUACUCGUUUGAUAGCUACUAUUGUUAUGCUAUUGUGUCUCAUACUAACAUUGUGUUCUGCUUUCUGGUGGCACAACAAGGGGCUUGCUCUCAUCUUCUGCAUUUUGCAAUUUUUUGCCUUGGCAUGGUACAGCAUUUCUUUCAUACCGUUUGCAAGGGAUGCUGUGAAGAAAUGCUUUACUGUUUGUCUGUCAUAACAGGAAUAGAGGUUCUGGGCAGAUGCCCUGAUCUGUUGUCUUACUCUGUGUUGCAGUCCUGUUGGGUCGAGACUGUUGAACAUUCCUCUAACAACAACCUUGCUGCCAUCUUCUAUAUGCACACCAGCUCUCCAGGGGUCCUGGCCACAAGAUAUUACUGAACUAUUCCACUUCCACCAUGAAAGCAAUUCUGGCUUCAGCUCUAUGCUACUAAGGUCCUGAAGCUGCUGUACCACCACCUGAGGUCUAGAUCCUAGGGACUGGAGGGGUGGAGAAGUGCGACUACUGACUUUUCCAACCACAGUAGCCUCCCGCUUUGAGCCAGAAUCUAUACACAACUGUAACCUCUGACUGUCUUGUGGUCUCUAGAUACUGGGAAGUGUGUUGCUGAGCAAGCAGCCUCUCAGGGUUGAAGCAGACUCCCUUAGGCACUGAGAGAGGCAGCAGCAGACACUCAUGAAAUAUCCAUCAGGGGGUGGCAAGUGUAAUCUUGUAGGCUCUGUUCAGUUAGGGUCCCCCUCCCAAAUCAUCUGUGAGUGGAGAGCUUGGGGAAAACUAGGGACAAUUGCCCCAUUCAUAUUGUCUCCUGUUGCUGUUCUUGAAGCUGCUGCUUGACUAGUCAUUUUGUAACUCUGUUAGAAUACCACGUUCCCCCCCUCUUUGGAGAUGAUGAAAUCCCACUUUUUGCAUGAUUUUCAGACAGGUGGACACCAGUCAUUGUCCAGCAAUUGAGUUUUCUCUGGGGAGAUGAUUCUAAUUUGCUUUCAGGCUGCAACAAAGCCUAACUCUGUUUACACACAUACAAAGCCUUGUCCAUCUCUCACAAACGCAUCACAUUUGGUUUGGGCUGUUUGGCUUCCUUUGACUUCUUUGUUAUUUCAGCUGCUUCUGAGCUCUGAUUUCCAGGGAGCUGCCUUUUUUUAAUAUGGCUCCCUGGUUUAUGAUGCCUCCUUAAGGCUGCGUGAUAUAGUGGUUAAAGCAGAAAGCUGGGAGUUUGUUUUUCCUGGCUAGGGCAAGUCACUUAACCUGUGUGCCUCAGUGUAACUGGGAAUUGAGCUACCUCCCAGUCUGUAUCCUGCCAAAGGAUCCUAUCCAGGUUUUUUGUAAGAGUCUUUGCAAUGUUUACAAAAUGCCUCUGUAAGAGGCAAUUAGAAAAUCUAUCCCUUAAUGCCUUGCUCAAGCCCAAGUUUAUUUUAGCACUAGCGUCUCUGUGGGAAUUCUCGGAAAGCUCUAUGUAAGUAGCAUAUGCUUCUUUUCCCCCAAAAAGUGCUGUUAACCAAGUCCAUCAUUGUAGGAGCGUAAGCAAUUAAAUCCUGCCGUGCUGGAUUGCUUGUUCCUGUACUUCAGAUCACUCAUUCCUUGACCUUCACUGCCUUUGUAAAGGGCUAGCACUUGCACUGGAAUGUUGCACCAGAGCACACAGCUUUCUAACCCAAUCAGGAGCACCAGAAUCAAACCUCAGUUUUAUACACUGGAUAGAACUUUUGUGUCUGCAUAUUAGCUACUUAGAACCUUCCUGCUAACUUUUUGGCAGAAUGGUUAAUUUUAUAAAUAGGGAAUUUACGGUUUGGAGCUGUACAGUAAUUUGUUGCCAGCACACAGAUUGUCUGGGUGUCUUAAAUUUCAGAUCCACAAGCUAAUUACAGCUCUUGAGUCAAUAAGUUUAGUAAACUGUAUUUCAUGUAGGGUUGUUGAAUGUCCUUAAUGGAUGGAGGUACGGGAGGCGGACUCAGAACUUUGAAAGAAAGGGGAGGGCAGAGAGAAUGGAGGCAUAAUAACCACUUGAGUGACAAUAGUGUUCAUAUUCUCCUCCGGCAUUGCAAACAUUUUCCAUGAAUGAAUCAUACUCUUGUGGUUGGGGGCUAACUGGGUAGGAAAGACUCCACCCAGACUGUCUCCAGUAUGAGAAACACUCAGGUUUGUGGGUUCACCUCCAAAUGGCUUUGCCUAAUAAAACCACUUCAUUCUACUGAAACAAAGGCUUGUGACUUCUACUUGCUCGUUAACACCUCUGUUCAGAUUGCUGCUAUGUUUGAUUGCAACUGAACACUUGCCUUGUUACUGAAAUAUGUUGCAUUCCCAUAUUUGUGCCUGUAAUUAACCUGUCCUCUUUGUAUGCCUGCGUAUUACAGUAGUCACUGUAUUCUACCUGCCUUGCAUACACACCUCAUCCACUAUGGUAUCAAACAACAUAAUAGUGUAGUUAAUGUGGAAAUAAUGAAACUGGACAGUAGAAUACAUUCCAUGUGAACUCAUUUGCACUGAAAAGGCAGUUAUUUUUGUUGUUAAGCUUCCUUGUGUUUUCUGUUCUGAUGGGUGGUUAUUUAUCGAUGGGUGGGUAGGUAGAUGUCUUAAAGCCACCAGAUUCCUGUAUACAAUUCCUCACAUUCAAAACAUUUCUGCUGAGUGUGUAGUACAUCAAGAACACAUAGAAAAUAGUCUUUCAUUCAUUUAAAAAAAAAAAUCAUGUGUUGGAUCUCAAAGCUUCUUCCCCUUGCCAAGCUCCUUCCUAAUUUUACAGAGCACACAACCACAAGGGCUGAGAUUUUUCAAAGAAGCUUAAGGGGCACCUGGGUACCAAACUCAGUGGGAUUCGAGUAUCUAGCUCCCUUUGGCAGGCUUGAAAGUCUCAGACCAGCUUGUCUUUCAUUUGCUGAAGCUGCAGUACAUGUUAAUGCAAUGCUACUUUAACCAAAAAAGGCCUUAAAAUGCAAUUCUAGCCUGGAAAAUAACUUUUUAAAAAAAGAAACAAACAAACAAAAAAUGCCUGACUUGUCAGAUUUGGUAGGAACAGAAAUUAGAAAAACCUUUUCACCUGUAAAAAAAGCACAUUAGUUCUGGAGUGUCUGGGGCACACUAUAUAUGAAAGCCUAUAUGCAAUUUUUAAUCACUCUUCUGAGUGGAACCUGACUUUAAUGACACAUAAUUAAGUGCACUUUGAAUACUGACACUGCCUGAGGCUUUUUUAGUGAUAACAGCAUUUUAGAAAAAGAAACAAAAUAUCCAAUCUUGUUAAUAAUUUUAUUACUAUUGAAUAUUAAAGACAAGUUGGAUGGGCAAUCUUGAAACCCAAGGAAGUGUGUUUUGUACUCUGCACCAGGUCUUAGAUACAGAAAACAUCUUGUGAAAAUUACUUUUCAAAUUUCACAUGAUGUUGGUAUGGAUAUUCCUGGAGAAUACAGCAAAGCUGCCAGAAUUCUGUGCUGCAUCUUGGGGCAGGUUUCAUUCAGGGAAUUGAAGCUCUGUGCCAAAUUUGUGUAAAUUGGGAGCAGAUUGCGUCUAUUUUAUCUUUAAUGCAGAUGUGUGACCUGCUGUUCCCAGCAUGCAGUUUACUAUGGUCCACAUUUUUCUAUUAAAAAUGGUGGCCACAAACUGCAUUGUAGAACGCUGGGGGGAAACUCAUUUGGCCAGCCUUCGUUUACCAAGAGAUGACACUUUCUUGUAUGUGAUUGCAAUCUGUCAUUUUAACCAGUUUAAUUUCUAAAAAUAGUUUGCAAUCAGUUCAGUUGCCUUAUUUUCAUCGUGUUAAUGCCUCCUUUUCAAGAUCAACACCAUUGGUAUCUGUAAUAUUCUUGUUAUAGGUUCUAAAAACUAUUCAGUAAAAAAAACCAUGUUUUUGUCCUAAAUGCAAAUGCAUACAUGUUAAGACCAUAGUAAAUCUUAACCAGAUUGUGAAGGGAAGCACAGCCGCUAAAUAUGGGGCUAUUCCAUUUUUAAAAUCUCGUGCCGAGCUUUGAAAUGUAAUGUGAUUUUUUUAAAAAUAGCUUUAUCAACUGAGGGAGUUUUGUAAAACAAACAAACAUUUUGUGAAAUUCUCCACUACAAUAACUGUUUUGUAUUAUAAGCUGCUUUUGGACCUUUUAUAUAUAUCCUGGUUGCUUUGUCUGACUUCGUAAUUGUUCAGUAAACGUUUUUUAACUUAUUGCAAAAAAAAUUCUGUAAUGAAGCUAGAUCCUAAGACAUGUGAACAUCAUUGUUUUUCAAUAAAGUUGACACUGCAGUAAA
Molecule: messenger RNA, 4527 nt
Organism: Terrapene triunguis (Three-toed box turtle)
Lineage: Eukaryota; Metazoa; Chordata; Testudines; Emydidae
Gene: SFT2D2
Product: SFT2 domain containing 2
Exons: 9
Coding region: 40-522 (160 amino acids)
Biological process (GO): vesicle-mediated transport
Cellular component (GO): membrane
Source: RefSeq, a predicted model, not a curated record